AUGGUUGAGCCAUUCAAUGAUAUCGAGGCAUUGGCCCUUAUGGAGAUUCUUUAUGACAAAGCGAUUCAUUCACCAUCGGAGAUAACUCAGGAAGAGAAACAUGCUAUACUGGAAUGGCCAUCUUUGGAACAAAUGGAGGAGACAAGCCAAAAAUACGUUGGAAAGUCUUUGCAAGAUCUCAUUCAUACAGCGGUCAACGAUCCUCUCGCUCUCACGUAUGCGGAAUGCCGCUUGAUUGAUGAGGAUUUUCAGAUAUUCAAAGCUCUUGAUGCUUGUAAAUAUAAAAAUGACCGAAGGAAACUCAUGAUCGAGGAUCAGGACUUUUGGAACAAGUGGCAGCAGGCAAGAGCCGCUGUUUUAUCACCAGAUGAACUCAAGGCUCUUGAGAACGUCCGUGAGGUCUUUCUUGAGAAGGCAAAAGCUUACUCAAACCCCGCUGCAGAGAGAUACUGGACUCAUCCCCCGGAUUGGGUGCAGAGAAUCCUUGACCGUGAGGGUAAAGGCUGGGGAUAUUUGAUCUACCGUCCUUCAACCACUCUCGAGGAAGAAGGCACCAAGGAAGCGUGGAGAGCGUGCUGGGACCACUUGAUUGAACGGUUGAGGGAUUUCCCGCUCAUGGUUAUUGGCAGCCAAAAGAUUCAAGAUUCCAAGAUCCUUGAUUUUGUCGACUAUGAAGCGGAAAUGGGCGGGGUGGAUCAGCUUCGGAGGGACUUUCGCGACCGUCGUGAUCAAGGCGGUCUCAAACCAGGUGUUCUUUCGAAUGUAUUCAUCAAUGUGCCCACCGAAUGUCGAGAUGCCUAUCUGCAGCGAGAAGAUGGAUGUGCUUGGGUUUGGGCUAUUGAGCCUGACUGGUCAUUACCGGGCCCAGAUGCUGAUGGCUACGAUGGACGCGUUGAGGUUACCUGGAAUCAGCUGUUCAACAAAUUCUACGAUCUGAUGUCGACAGAAAAGGUCACCCUGAAGGCCAUCUGGGAAGAGUUCCAUGAGGUCAACGAGACGCUCCCCGAGCCAGUUCCUGGCUGGGCCUUCCCAAAAGUUCCAAAACGGGUUUGGCCGGAUAAUUGA
Molecule: messenger RNA, 1065 nt
Organism: Aspergillus lentulus
Lineage: Eukaryota; Fungi; Ascomycota; Eurotiomycetes; Eurotiales; Aspergillaceae
Source: RefSeq, a predicted model, not a curated record